AUGUCGCAAACUCAUCAUAACCUCCCAGUUUCCUGUGAGUCAUCAUCUGAAGAAACCCCCAUAGGUUACCUUACAAGGUCUGGUAUUGAUCUGCUGUAUGUUUGUAUUAUUUUACAGAUCGCAGGAGCCAGCUCUUUGCCGCUCGAUAAGAGAGAAGACAAAUGGUGUGAUGGUAAUCCAGCAGACAUUUUUUUCCUGAUAGACAGUUCCACCAGCAUCUGGGGAAAAGAUUUCCGGAUACAGCGAAGAUUUCUCCAGGACUUGGUGAAAUGCUUUCCAAUUGGACCUACGGCUAUGAGGGUUGGGCUGGCUCUUUUCUCUGACCGGUACUAUCGUGUCAUUCGCUUUAAUCAGUAUGACAACACUAAAAAACUACAACGUGCUAUUGGACGCAUACCACAUAUAUAUGGAUCUACGUACACUGGAAUUGCACUUCGGUCACUCCGAACCAGGGAAUUCACGCGUGCGCGAAAGAAUGUCACCAAAAUAGCAGUUGUUCUUACAGAUGGUGCUUCUCAUGAUGAAUCGAUGACGGCUAGACAGGCUGAGUUGCUGAAGAAGUCCGGCGUGUUCGUGUUCGCUGUAGGGAUAGGCACGAAAUCCAAAUUGAGUGAACUCAAAAAGAUUGGAAGUACCCCAUCAGAACAGUUUGUCUUCUCUGUUGCUGGGUACCACCUUUUAAAUGAAAUCCGAGAGGCGUUGGCCUUCAAGGCAUGUCGAGUUGCGCCUGUUCUACCUUACUGUGCAGCGCGGCGUCCCACUGACGUCAUGUUUGGUUUUGACUCCGCAGCGAUGGGAACGUAUAGAUCUGCGCAUGUGCGAAACAUGAUUGCAAAUGUCUCAGGGUAUUUUGGUAACAUGAAUGAUGGGACUUUGCAAGCCGGAAUAUUUCGAGGAUUGUGCGAUGAAAAGGACAUUCCUCUGAAUGAAUAUAAGUCAAAAGAAGAUUUUGUUUCUGAUCUGCAAAACAGCACAAAUGAAGGAGCUAGAGACAUCCUAAAGGAUGUAAAGGACAUGGGGUACGCCAAGGAAAAUGGUGGACGAGAAAAAGCUCGAAAAAUAACGGUCCUUUUUAUAGACGAAAGUACUCCUGAUCUCAACAAAAUUAUUGAAGAAAUUGUUCAGGCAAGGUCAAUGGACAUAGAGGUAUUUGUAGUUGCCAUUGGUACCGAUUUAGACCUUGUAGACCUAAUCGAUGUCUUGGACACCCCAACAGAAGAGCAUCUGGUCACUGUACCGACUCAUAAAGAUCUGGACACCAUUCAUGCCAGUUACUCGGAUCUGCUCUGUGACAAUAUAGAAGAAGAGCCAACACCAACACCUACAAAAUAG
This is a messenger RNA of Ylistrum balloti, 1332 nucleotides long. Its product is annotated as collagen alpha-1(XXI) chain-like. The transcript is spliced from 5 exons. The coding region runs from base 1 to 1332 and encodes 443 amino acids. The record is from RefSeq and is a predicted model, not a curated record. Lineage: Eukaryota; Metazoa; Mollusca; Bivalvia; Pectinida; Pectinidae.